Messenger RNA from Candoia aspera, 3091 nucleotides. RefSeq names its product GDNF family receptor alpha 1 (gene GFRA1). Gene Ontology annotation, biological process: nervous system development. The record is from RefSeq and is a predicted model, not a curated record. Bases 390 to 1805 code for a protein of 471 amino acids. Lineage: Eukaryota; Metazoa; Chordata; Lepidosauria; Squamata; Candoiidae. Gene Ontology annotation, cellular component: external side of plasma membrane; signaling receptor complex. Gene Ontology annotation, molecular function: signaling receptor activity. The transcript is spliced from 9 exons.
CCCGAAAAAGGCUGGGGAAGCUCCAGCUCCGGAUUGCGCUCACGCGCUUGAAGUGUGAAAGGCUGGCUCUCGGUCUCUCUCGCUUAUUGAGAAAUCGACCCUUCUGUUUUCCGGGAUACUGGGAUGUAAGCUCCUCCGUGUGAGAAAUCUUCGCCUUUCUUCUCUCCCCCUCCUUUUGCAGAGCAGCUGCUCUUCCUGUUACUCCCGGUGGACGGAAGAGAGAGGAGGAUAGGGUGGGGAUUUCUUUUUUUUUUUCUCCCUUGUAAAUUCAAUGGAUAUGAACUUGGGGGCUUUGGAACCUCGCUGGUUUGGAAUAUCGAGGUGCUGAGACCGCCUUCUGGAGCGACUGAAGCAAGUUCACUGGGGAGAAGGGUUUGUCGAGGAGCAAGAUGCCUCUGGCUACCUUCUACUUCGUGUUGCCCUUAAUGGAAGUACUCUUCUCUGCUGAAGUGAGUGGGCUGCUCGGAGGAGACCAUCUGGAUUGUGUGAAAGCCAGCGACCAGUGUCUCAGGGAGCAGGGCUGCAGCACUAAAUACAGGACACUGAGGCAGUGUGUAGCUGGCAAAGAGAGCAACUUCAGCCGGGCAGCAGGCCUGGAGGCGAAGGACGAGUGCAAAAGCGCCAUGGAGGCUCUCAAGCAGAAAUCCCUCUAUAAUUGCCGCUGCAAAAGAGGCAUGAAAAAGGAGAAAAACUGCCUGCGUAUUUACUGGAGCAUGUACCAAAGCUUACAGGGAAAUGAUUUGCUUGAAGAAUCACCCUAUGAACCAGUGAACAGCAGGUUAACGGACAUAUUCAGGCUAGCACCAAUUGUAUCAGUGGAGCCUGUCAUUUCAAAAGGGAACAACUGUUUGGACGCUGCAAAAGCCUGUAACCUAGAUGAUACCUGCAAGAAAUUUCGAUCGGCAUACAUAACACCCUGUACCUACAGUGUGUCUAAUGAAAUCUGCAAUAAACGGAAGUGUCACAAGGCCCUAAGGCAGUUUUUUGACAAAGUUCCCCCCAAGCAUAGUUAUGGGAUGCUCUUCUGUUCCUGCCGAGAUAUUGCAUGUACAGAAAGAAGACGGCAGACUAUUGUUCCUGCGUGUUCAUACGAGGACAGGGAGAAACCAAACUGCCUGAAUUUACAAGAUACUUGCAAGACGAAUUACAUCUGCAGAUCUCGCCUUGCAGAUUUUUUCACAAACUGCCAGCCUGAGUCACGGUCUGUUAGUAGCUGCCUGAAAGAGAACUAUGCUGACUGCCUCCUUGCUUACUCAGGGCUUAUUGGCACAGUUAUGACACCAAAUUAUUUGAACUAUAAUAAUCUCAGCGUUGCGCCAUGGUGUGAUUGCAGCAACAGCGGUAAUGACCUAGAAGAAUGUCUGAAAUUUCUGAAUUUCUUCCAGGAUAAUUCAUGCCUUAAAAAUGCAAUUCAGGCUUUUGGCAAUGGUACAGAUGUGAACGUGUGGCAACCAUUCCUACCUGUGCAAACUACCACAGCUUUAACUACAACAGCAGACAGAUCAAAGACAUACGACUCUGAGAAUGCCAACAAUGAAAUACCUACUAAUAAUGACUUACCAGCAUGUGCCAACAUCAAGGGACCGAAGCAGAGUUUCAAUGAAUCUGUAAUAACAGAGCCCUGUGUGACUGGGAAUGCAAUUGGGAAGGAAAGUGUGGCAGGAGGUUCUACUAGUCACAUCUCUUCCGAUCAUUCGUCUUCUCUUCGUGUAGGCAUCAGGUCAAGCACGCUUCUGCUGCUGAUGGCAGUUGCAUUCUCAUUCUGCUGGUGCCCUCGUUCAGAAGGAACCUUGUAUCUGCUUUAACAAAAGGACCCAUAAAAAGAAAGGAAAGGAAAAGAAAAAAAAAGAAAUUGAUCUGUCUGUCCUCUAUCCUCCUCUGUUGUUGAUCUAAAUUUAUAGUUCUAGGAAUUAAGUUGAAACACUCUGCUAAAAAAUAGGUCUGGAUCAAUGUUGUUGUCAUUGUCAUCAUAUUAUAUUGUUAUUAUUAUUUUCUUUUUUCAAGGAAAGGUUCUUAGAAGCUCUGCAUAUACUAGAUGCGAUACCCACAUUCCAAACAGGGAAGGCUUUUGAACAGGCAGUGUUUGAAAAGAGAUGAAUAAUUUGCAUGUAAAUCAUCCAGGUUUUAUUCUUUUCUCUCUUCCUCAUUUUCUUUUCCCUUGUUGCUUUAAAUUGGACCAAGAAGAAAGAAGCCAGACUCUUAAAGUUCUUUGUAUUUGUAUUUGUUACCCAGGAAGUUCUCCUUUGCGAAGCCCAUUGUAAUGAAUGGGAACUACUGUACACCAUCAUAUGGUGCUUGUAGAUAGGUUUCAGGUAUUUCAGUGUUACUCAGAUAGAAUCUGGGGACAAAACACGGUUUCCAGUUAGAAAUAUUGCCAGAAUGGUUAAUAGUUUAAUGGUCUGUUUAUUCCUGACAGGUUGGGACCCAGUUUAGAAAUGUUUGAAAUGUAUGUGUAGAAAGCCUGGGUUCUUUACAAGAUUUUUCUGCUCCCUUGGUAGAUAAGAGGCUGUAAAGCAGGCAAAGAAAACCCUGCAUAAAUUACCUCUUGGUAGAUUUGGGCCUUUUUAAAUUGGAAAAUAAUAAGUUAAAUGUCUUUUGAGAUGAUUGUGGAUCAGGCUAUGGACAGAUGACGAAUGUCUUCCUGAGAGUUUUUUUUUUUUUAAUUUAACUUAUUCAUGUUUGGCUAUCAGUAUUUUGCUGUUUUAGCAUUCUCUUCCAUGUUUGUAUAUGUAUGUAGUUUUGCAGUCUACAAUGAGAAGCCAUUGUAAAUCAUAUAGCAGUAUAAUACACAUAUUUUCUUCAAAACUUCUGCAGAAAUAUAAAGUGAUAUUAAACUUUCUAAUGCUAUUUUUAUUUUUGUGGUUAUGCUAAUUUAGCCUUAAUGAAAAAUAUUAAAAAACUACAUUAACAAGAAACAACUGUUGUGAAUAUUGCAGUAACCCAAAAUUUGUUUAUCUUUCUGAGGAUAUAUUUUUUAAAAAUAGAAACUUGCUUUUGUUAAAGAAUUUCAACUUCAGCAUUGUUGAUCUUCUUUCUAUAAUUAUAAAGUUUAGUUAUUUUACUGUUGAUUGAAUAAAAAGUAUUGAAUCUU